AUGGAGAAGCAAAUCGUCGACGUGCGAGCCAAGCUCAAUUCGUCUGAGCAGACCGUCGCCACGUUGAUGCAGCGAAGUGAAAGAGAACUUGCAAGUCUCGAGGCUGAAAAGGCUGCUCGCGUCAAGGCGGAGUCGACCGCUCAGGCUUUGAAGAAGAAAUGCGAGCGUCUUGUCCGUGAGGGUGGAGCGACCGAUUUGCAGGCGGAGGUUGACGCGUACAAGCACGUCCUUAACUGUAACGUGUGCCAAGGCGAGCGCCAGAAGGCUGUCAUCAUCACCCGAUGCUGGCACAUGUUCUGCGAAGAGUGUGUCCAGAAACGCAUCGCGUCCAGGGCGCGCAAAUGCCCGGGUUGUUCGUUGGCUUUCGCCGAAAGCGACGUCCAGCGCCUGUACUGGUGA
Ostreococcus tauri is the source of this 399-nucleotide messenger RNA. Its product is annotated as Zinc finger, RING/FYVE/PHD-type. Lineage: Eukaryota; Viridiplantae; Chlorophyta; Mamiellophyceae; Mamiellales; Bathycoccaceae. The transcript has a single exon. Gene Ontology annotation, cellular component: HULC complex; nucleus. Gene Ontology annotation, molecular function: ubiquitin protein ligase activity. Bases 1 to 399 code for a protein of 132 amino acids. The record is from RefSeq and is a predicted model, not a curated record.